GAUUCGACAGGUGAAUAUAAUCUUCCUUCUGACCUCCGGAUAAAUAGACCCUCGUUUCAUCUAGCCGAACUAGAAUCCACGUCUCACUAUGAGAUAAAUCCAUUGGCGACAGGUAUUUCACGGCUACGACAGCCGGUCUUAAUCGGUUUGAGUCGGACCUCUGUCAGCCAACCAACUGGGCACCGAACAGAUCGGCUUAACUCGAGCUUAACUACGGCAACCGAACUCCGGGCCGAGUUUUCAUUUCCUGAGAUCAGAGAUGAUCAAUCAGGCUUGGCCGAUAGGCCUCGAGUAGGACCGCUUCUCUUCCAUCUGGCCAUUUUCUUCAUUGUCUCUCUGGCAUUUGCGACAGCUGGAACCUGUGACAAAAGCGUAAAGCGUCUCCUUCUGAACUCCAUCUUCCGGCGGCAUCUUGCCACGUCUUUUGUGCCUUUGGCCCCAGCGUCCCAACAUGAAUUCUCCUUCAAUUCAUUUUCCUGCCUUCCGGCGUCUCAAUUCCCAGCCAGGAUGUCCUUCUUCCAAACUAAAUGUAAUGUACACAAUAAGAUGGACAAAAAGUACUGUUGUCAACAGAAUCAGCAGCACCAAAAGUCAUUACUGCUAAAAUCGGCCGGACACGUUUUUCUUGGCACCUCUAAGCAAUCAAGAGUUGGAGUCAACUGUUCCGACAACCACAGACUAGAAGAACUUUAUCCUGCAGGUCGAUCUCAUGUACACUUGACAGAUUGUCAUCAUGGAUGCUGCGACCUAGAACAGAAGAAUAUAGAAUGCAUAGAGAAAGCGAAGAGGUCUACAAGUGACGGGACAUAUUCAGUGACCAACAAUUGUCAGAUGUGUUGGACUACCCAUGGGUCAACCCCUGCACAUAAUCCGAUUUUUUCGCUUCCCUCUGGCUUUAGCUGGUGGGAUCCAGGAAUCUUCUCAUUGCCAUCACCGUCACUACAGCCAUUUCAGCAUUCUUAUCCUCCAAACUCAUCUCACUUUGCUCCUAGCAUACCGAAUACUUAUUCAAAUUGCCCACUACAAUUGUUCUCAUUUCAGAAGUCGGCUCAGACUGAUCAGGUUCGUAUAGAUCAAUGGAGCAAGGAGUCUUCCAAUAAAUGCGACAAUGACAUCAAUCUUGGGAAGUCAGAGGAUAGUUAUGGAAAUACCAUCACCACUCAAGCUGCCACUACAUAUUGUAGACGCAGUCCCUCCUUCCAUCACGAUGUCAUGGUUUCCACUAGCCCGGCCCCUCGGUUACCAAUAAGCAAUACGCCAUUGCCUUCCACUCCGAUCGCAGGUGAUAUUGCCACAGCUCCUACCUUCUUCAACCAAAAUGAGUCCCGUCUACUUGACGGAUUUACGAAUUCUAAAGCUGCUCGAAAAGCAGAAAGUCGAGGACAGACUUGCUUCGGUAUGCACACAAGCUGA
This is a messenger RNA of Protopolystoma xenopodis, 1413 nucleotides long. The record is from the annotation of a GenBank genome assembly. Lineage: Eukaryota; Metazoa; Platyhelminthes; Monogenea; Polystomatidea; Polystomatidae.